CUAACCAACAGCUUGUUCAUCCUUCAUCCUUCAUCCUUCAUCAUUCAUCAUUCAUCAUUCAUCAUACAUUUUCUUAUAGGACGUUAUCUACCAAUCACCAAUUCAAUUCACGAAUCUAAGAGGGAAUCGCCUCGAUUCAAGUUGCCUUUUCAGAAUCGGGCGCAAUUCGGAGAACAAAGAAGAGAAUUCGAAUAAACCUUUCAACCACCUCCCACCUUCAAGCCCUUCCGGUGCUUCCAUCGAAUGAUCCCAUCUGCCAUUUCCACCUCGAUAUCAUAAACAUCAAAGGGCUAUCGAAUUUCCUCGAAAUCCUCGAAUAUUUCCUUCAAGAUGGCAUACAAUGGUCGGCGGGGUCCGAAUGUGUCGGAAUACAUCGCGAAUUUGAACGCAAUCCCGACACCACAAGAUUUACAAAAUUCCAAUCAGGAAUCAUUCAAUGUCGAUGAUGAUUUGGCCAUGUUCACGAACGCACAAUUCUUCGACUUCGAUUUGAAUCAAAAUGCCAGUACAGAUUUGCAGGCACCAAACUUUGAUGGCGUUGGAGCACAAUCUACUGCGGAUAGUGCUGACAUGGAUUUAAAGGACUUGGAUUUUGGCAUUACAGGUUAGAGAUACCCCCGAGUCUUUACUGUUAUGCUGCCAAACCGCCGUACUUCUGUCUAUUCUCUUUUCUCCCCCCCUCCUUCAUCUUUCUUCGUGCUCCCUUCCCUCGAUAUCUUUGGUCAAUGUGGCCCAUCCCUAUCUUGUGGUUAAAGGUUAGUCACAUUUGUCUCGAAGCACAAGUGUGCAUAUCACAUUAAAUAUUGAUUUAGGACCCUCUAUCUGAGUAGUCUUACUGGUCAAACGUUCAGCCAAUACCUCAACAUGCACAUAUCCACGUGCUAUUGCGCAUAGGAAGUUAUAGCUCUUAUCUUCUUGCAUUACUUCUCUGCAACGUUUCUCAGACCCUUCCUUUUAAGUCGUCCUUUGUACCCUUUUCAUUGUGUCGCUUGGUAAGCACGCACGAUUACCACGAUUACCGAGCAAUGGCGACAUAUCACGUGGUGUCGCACUGGAUGACCAGGGUAAUGAAUGGUUGCUCCACUCUUUUUUCUCUCCAAAGAUCACUAGUGUGUAUCGGAUGGAAUCCUCGUCUCUCUUACCCGUUUGCCGUCGCUUGGAGCUAUCUACCUGCAGAUCCAAAAUAUAAUUCCACAUUUAUUCCUCUCGUCGAGCAUUUCUUUUUCCAAAAAAGCAGGGAAAGCUAACAUCACAAUGAUCCAUUCAGCUGAUUUCAACUUUUCGGAUUUCAAUACCUAUCCUACCAAUUUCGGUAGUCAUGAUGGUAUGCCUUCGGUACUUCAUCCAAUUCAAACCAACCAUCAAAUUUAUCAACCUCCUUCAUCAGCCGGUUCUCCUACAUCUGCCCUAGUCUCCCCACAGGUGGGAGAAAAGCGUAAAGCAGAGUCUGUAUCUGAUGGACGAUCUCCUGACUUCGAGGAUGCAUCACGUUUGGCUGCUGAGGAAGACAAACGUCGAAGAAAUACCGCCGCUUCAGCCCGCUUUCGUGUCAAAAAGAAGCAACGCGAACAAGCUCUUGAACAAUCGGCCAAGGCUAUGGGCGAUAAAGUCGCUGCUUUAGAAGGUCGCAUCAAUCAAUUAGAGACCGAGAACAAAUGGUUGAAGAAUUUGAUCACGGAGAAGAAUGAGAGUAAAGAGGAUAUUGCCGCCCUAUGGAAAAAGUACAACAAGGACGCCGGUGACAGGAAAGGCGCUGAACGCAAAGAUGGUGUGGGCACAGAAGCUUGAUUAUCUUCCAAAGAUAAUUUUUCUACUUCUAUGUGUUCAUACAUUUCUGGUCUUGCGUUUUGCGUGUUUGCGUUUGCGCCCAUUUGUGCUUGAUUCAAUUCGCGCCAUGGGUUGUUAUGAUGGUUGGGGGGGUAAUUUUCACACAUAUUAUUGCUUGGGAUUGGUAUAUUUUUGGAUGUGUCGGGAGAAGACGAUGCUGGCAUGGCAUGAAGGUUGACGAUAUGAAUGAUGGUUGUUAUGACGGAUGAUUGAUUGGAGGCGUGGAUAGAUCCCGGAUAGUGAAAUGCGUCGGCUUCAUCGCCUCACAUAGCUACUGGUAAAUUCACAGCUAGAACUUUAACUAGAUGCUACAGCAUCCACUGCGUGUACUCUCGCUUCCUAGUUAGGUAGCUUAUCUA
Sclerotinia trifoliorum is the source of this 2186-nucleotide messenger RNA. Lineage: Eukaryota; Fungi; Ascomycota; Leotiomycetes; Helotiales; Sclerotiniaceae. The record is from the annotation of a GenBank genome assembly.